AUGGGGAGCGCCAAGGAAACCGUGGAAGCCAAGAUCGCCGCGUCCCCCGUGGUCGUGUACAGCAAGAGCUACUGUCCGUAUUGCAUCAAGACCAAGUCGCUGUUGACGCAGUUGGGCGUCCAGUAUGAAGUCGUGGAGCUGGACCAGGUCCCCAAUGGCAGCGAGCAGCAGAACGCUCUCGAGGAGAUCACGGGCCAGAGCACAGUACCCAACGUGUUUGUCGGCGGCAAGUCCAUUGGCGGGAACUCGGACGUGCAGAAGAUGCACAAGGACGGGAAGCUCGAGCCUCUGCUCAAGCAGCACGGCGCUUUGUGA
Molecule: messenger RNA, 315 nt
Organism: Hyaloperonospora brassicae
Lineage: Eukaryota; Oomycota; Peronosporomycetes; Peronosporales; Peronosporaceae
Source: the annotation of a GenBank genome assembly